GUAAGGUGGCGCGCUACUUUGAGCGUGGCGUCUGGUGCCGAGCUGACGCCUCCUCCCUCCGCUGCAGCGGGAGAGCCAGCCUGGAGAAGGGACUGUCGGGAUAGUCGGAAGUGAGGGUCUGGGAAGGGGAGUGGUUCGGGGCUGCUGCGCAGCGCGCCAGGUUUCCGCAGCAGCCCUGCACCCCUCCGGGUCGCCUCCAAACGCAACGCUGCAACCAUGCCCCUCCACGUGAGCCUCGCCAACGGCAACCGCGACCUGGACUACGACUCGGUGCAGCCAUACUUCAUGUGCGACGAUGAGGAGGAGGACGUGCACCAGCAGCCCCCGCAGCCGCCAGCGCCCAGCGAGGACAUCUGGAAGAAAUUCGAGCUGCUGCCCACGCCGCGCCCGUCCCCGGGCCACCCGGGCCUCUACUCGCCUCCCUGCGAAGCGGUCGCCGCGUCUUUCUCCCCCAGGGAUCACGACGGUGAUAGCUUCUCCACCGCAGAUCUGCCCGAGCUGCCAGGAGACGCGGUGAAGCAGAGCUUCGUCUGCGACCCGGACGACGAGACCUUCGUGAAGAACAUCAUUCUGCAGGACUGUAUGUGGAACGGCUUCUCGGCCUCCGCCAAGCUGGUGUCCAAGCUGGACCCCUACCAGGCUGUGCGCAAAGAAGGCGCCAGCGUGAGCCCGGCCGCCGACGUGGAGCCUGCUACGCCUCCAGACUGCACCUGCAACACCUGAGCGCACAGCACCGGGGCUUUGGACUGUAAGCUUCAGC
Molecule: messenger RNA, 760 nt
Organism: Rattus norvegicus (Norway rat)
Lineage: Eukaryota; Metazoa; Chordata; Mammalia; Rodentia; Muridae
Gene: Bmyc
Product: brain expressed myelocytomatosis oncogene
Exons: 1
Coding region: 217-723 (168 amino acids)
Biological process (GO): regulation of DNA-templated transcription
Cellular component (GO): nucleus; spindle
Molecular function (GO): DNA-binding transcription factor activity
Source: RefSeq, marked provisional